AUGUCGACGACGGACGUGAAGAACGACGCGACGAACAGCGUGGACGAGGUCGACGAGAAGGGCGACAAGGCAUCGUCGCAGGCCGAGUCCGAGUUCAACAUCUUCACGUACCACGAACACAAUGCUGGCCGUCUGGUUGUGGACCCAGAAGAAGCAAAGAUUGAAUUUGGCGAAAAGGUUGCCAAGAAGCUGAAGCUUUCCGAGGACGGCACGAAGGUGCUCUGGCCUCAGCCGACUGACGACCCUGAGGACCCACAGAACUGGACGGAUUUCCGUAAGAACCUACAGCUCUUCAUCGUUACUCUGGCUGCCAUCGUCCCGGACUUCGAUUCUGGUAUUGGUAUUGCGGACAUCUUCGCGCUUGCAACUCAAUAUGACACUACCACCGGACGUAUCAACAACCUGACGUCGAACUGGAGUAUCUUCCUACUCGGCUGGGGUGGUAUCUUCGCGGUGAUGCUCAUGAGGAAGCUCGGUCGUCUUCCGGUCUUGUUCUGGUCUCAGGUGCUUGCCCUCGGAUUCCUGGUCGGCUGCACAUUUGCGCCUAACCUGAAGACAUUCACCGCUAUGCGAUGCUUAACUGCAUUCUUUGCAACUUGCCCCCAGGUGACGGGUCUCUACAUUGUUACCGACCUGUUCCCCUUCCAUCUCCAAGCUCGGAAACUCAACCUUUGGACCAUGGGUUUCAUCAUCUCACCAUUCUUGUCGCCGUUCAUGAUGGGCUUCAUCGUCGCCCGCAUCAACUGGCGUUGGACAUACGGCAUCGGAUCGAUUUACGGCGCGAUCGUGGUCGCCCUCAUCGCGUUUUUGGGUGAAGAGACCAUGUUUGACCGCAAGCUGCCUAACCCUCGUCCCAUCCCGGUCCCGGCGUCCCGCCUCCGCUACCGCCUUGAGACGUUGUUCGGUGUCACUGGCUUGAAGAUGUCCCAGUAUCGGGACAGCUGGAGCGACUCCAUCUUCGCGUGCCUCAACGUCGUCUGGCGGCCGCAUCUUCUUGCCAUCCUCAUCUUCGAGGGUAUGGUCUUCGGCUUCAGUAUUGGUAUCAACACUACGAACGCCGUCUUCCUCGGUACUCCCAAGGAGGCUGGUGGAUAUGGUUUCAGCCAGUUUGGCAUCGCCGGUGCUUACGGAACGCCCAUCGUCGCUGUCUUUGUGGGAGAAAUCCUCGGUCGCUACUUCAACGAUUGGAUGAUGAACUUCGCCAUCCGUCGCAACAACGGUGUUUUCGUUGCCGAAGCCCGUCUGUGGACAUGUUACGUCGCCACGCCGCUCUACGUCUGUGGUUUCGUCCUGCUUGGUGCCGCGUUCCAGAAGCACCUCAGUGUCGGUGCCCUCGUCAUGGGCUGGGGCAUUGCCGAGGUGGCGGUCAUGGUCAACACUGUCGCCAUCUACGCGUACUGUAACGACUGCUUCCCGCGCAGGCAGGGCGAGAUCUCCGCGUUGAUCAACCUCGCUCGUACGCUCGGCGGUUUCAGUGUCGCGUACUUCCAGGUCCCGUGGGCAACGAAGAACGGCGCGCUGCAGACGUUCGGCGUCGAGGCGGCGAUCGUCGUUGGGCUGUUCUUCCUCAUUGUCCCUCUCCUCCAGGUCAAGGGUGCCACUCUCCGGGCGCGUUACUCGAUGUAG
Messenger RNA from Trametes versicolor FP-101664 SS1, 1626 nucleotides. RefSeq names its product MFS general substrate transporter. Gene Ontology annotation, molecular function: transmembrane transporter activity. The coding region runs from base 1 to 1626 and encodes 541 amino acids. Lineage: Eukaryota; Fungi; Basidiomycota; Agaricomycetes; Polyporales; Polyporaceae. The record is from RefSeq and is a predicted model, not a curated record. Gene Ontology annotation, biological process: transmembrane transport. The transcript has 18 exons.